AUGGAAAUGUAUAUAGCUAUAGAAGAGGCGUGCGAAUACAAUGACCCUUCUAAACACGGAGCGGAUUGCAAAGACAAUGUUUCAAAACUUUUGGAAGAAUGUAAAGUUGAUAAAGGAGAAAAAUAUUGCAUAGAUCUCAUGCUCCCGCUUAUGACUCAACAUUGUGAUCUUUGGGUUGGAAGGUUUGGUGAUCAGAAAAUUAAUUGGGGCCCUUGUGAUUACAAAUUAUUUACAACAACUGUCACUACAAUUGCUACCUCUGUUCCAACAACUACAAAGAGUUAUUCGUUGGUUAUCAUUCUUUCGGCGAUUGGUGGAGGCAUUAUCUUCCUUAUCUUUGGAUUGGCGAUCUACUUUUGGAAUCGCAGAAGAAGAGCAAAAAAUCGAGAAGGAGGAACCAUUGGAGGGACAUCUACUGGGAAAACUGCUACUGGAAAAACUACGACAAAAGAGACAACGACUGGAGGAAUAACUACAAAAACGAAGACGACUGGAGGAAAGACAAAGAAGAAUAAGAAAAACAAAACGACAACUGGAACUACUGGCGGCACUGCUUAUUAUUGA
Caenorhabditis remanei is the source of this 564-nucleotide messenger RNA. RefSeq lists its product as uncharacterized. Lineage: Eukaryota; Metazoa; Nematoda; Chromadorea; Rhabditida; Rhabditidae. The record is from RefSeq and is a predicted model, not a curated record. The transcript has 3 exons. Bases 1 to 564 code for a protein of 187 amino acids.